AUGAAGAAACACCGAUACCUAGCGGUUAAGCUCGUGGAGUAUGACCUUAUCCUAGGCUAUGACUGGCUAAAGGAGGUUAACCUAGACAUCAACUGGGAAUCGAGUGCGUGGUACUAUCGAGACGUACCCGAACCAGGCGUAACCGUUACGCUUGCGGGACUUACGCAAGAGCCCCAGUUACCGCCGCAGUUUACGAAGUUCGCUACGGUAUUCGGAGACCCGGACGAAGACCCAGCUCCUUCCCGGACGAAGGUGAGGCAUUUCAUCCCGCUUGAAGAAGGGCAGACAGCACCCUACGGGCCUAUAUACCCUUUAAGUGCGAAAGAACUGCGAGUCCUACGCGAAUACAUCGAGACCGCAAUGGGUCGAGGAUGGAUUCAGCCUAGCGAGUCCGGGGUAGGCGCUCUAAUCCUAUUCGUGCCUAAGAAGGAUGGUAGCCUACGACUCUGCGUCGAUUAUCGUGGGUUAAACCGAGUAACUAAAAAGAAUCGAUACCCCUUACCUCUCAUCCCUAAGAUCCUGGAUCGACUCGUCGGGGCUAGGGUAUAUACGAAGCUAGACCUGAAGGACGCUUAUCAUCGCAUACCUAUAGCGGAAGAAGACCGCUGGAAGACUGCGUUUCCCUACAUUAACGAGGCUCUCAAGGGUCUCUUAGACGAGGUCUGUGUCGCGUUCAUGGAUGAUAUCCUAAUUUUCAGUCCGGAUGAAGCCGUACAUGAAGCGCAUGUAAACCUCGUGCUGGAACGCCUAAAGGAGCAUGGGCUAUACGCGAACUUAUCGAAGUGCAAAUUCUUCACUACGGAGGUGGAUUUCCUGGGUUUCCGCGUAGGAACCGUAGGAGUAUCGAUGGACCCUAGGUUCGCUAACUUCUACCGAGGGUUUAUCCAUCGAUAUUCCGCGGUAGUGGCCCCCAUCACGGAUCUCUUAAUAGGCAUGAAGGCAGGGAAAAAGACUGGAACUCUUAUAUGGACCGAGGAAGCGGACGCUGCGUUCCGCACGCUGAAGGCGCGCUUCUCGGAGGCCCCUAUGCUAGCGCAUUUCGAUCCUGAGCGAAGGAACAGGGUCGAAACGGAUGCCUCAGGCCAGGCGCUUGGGGGAGUGCUGUCCUAA
This is a messenger RNA of Fonsecaea monophora, 1110 nucleotides long. RefSeq lists its product as hypothetical. Lineage: Eukaryota; Fungi; Ascomycota; Eurotiomycetes; Chaetothyriales; Herpotrichiellaceae. The record is from RefSeq and is a predicted model, not a curated record. The transcript has 4 exons. Bases 1 to 1110 code for a protein of 369 amino acids.